Molecule: messenger RNA, 978 nt
Organism: Podarcis muralis (Common wall lizard)
Lineage: Eukaryota; Metazoa; Chordata; Lepidosauria; Squamata; Lacertidae
Gene: COTL1
Product: coactosin like F-actin binding protein 1
Biological process (GO): regulation of actin filament polymerization
Cellular component (GO): site of polarized growth; actin filament; cortical actin cytoskeleton
Molecular function (GO): actin filament binding
Source: RefSeq, a predicted model, not a curated record
UCUCCGCCAGGCAGCGAAGGGGUUAAAAGCAGGAUCUGCUCUGACUGAUCAUUUUCAGCGAGGCUGUGCGAGCAGGACCGCAUGAGCAACUGCAGCAGCAGUAGCAGCAGCAGCAACCGGCUACAUCAGCAGCAAACCUUUUCCUUUCUCUUUCCUUUGGACUUUUACUAAUCGGCUCCUGGGAGCGGAUCCGAGCAGCCGCUCUGAAUGAGAGGGUCGUCUCCUUUGCAGUAUCUUUAAGUAUCUUAAGCCUAUAUCGAAAUGGCAACGAAAAUCGACAAAGAGGCGUGCAGAGAAGCGUACAAUCUCGUGAGGGACGACGGCACGGAUGUCAACUGGGUGACGUUUAAGUACGAAGGAUCCACCAUCGUCCCAGGGCACCAUGGAGCCGAUUAUGAGGAGUUCAUCAGGCAAUGCACAGAUGACAUUCGGUUGUUUGGCUUCGUCCGAUUCACCACUGGCGAUGCCAUGAGCAAGAGAGUCAAGUUUGCCCUGAUCACAUGGAUUGGUGAGAGUGUCAGUGGUUUGCAGAGAGCCAAAACUGGGACAGACAAGACUUUGGUUAAAGAAGUAGUACAGAAUUUUGCCAAAGAGUUUGUGAUCAGUGACCACAAGGAGCUGGAUGAGGAUUAUAUCAAGAGCGAGCUGAAGAAAGCUGGGGGUGCCAAUUACGAUGCUCAGGCAGAGUAAUUGGGGGGGGGGAAUGCACUGUGCCUCUCACAGCCACCUGCCUGCAUCCAGAAGGGGAGGGAGGGGGGAAAAGCACAAUGUAUCUUCAAAAUCAACACCGGGAGAUGAGCGGAGGCCAAGUGGGAGGACCAGCCUCCUUCGUCUUCUGCACCUUCAGAGUCCCUUCCUGCCUCCCAAAGUGGACAUUGAUUUUUCAUUCCAUCCAGUGAAACAUCUCCUUCAUACAUGAUCUCUCCUUUUUACAUUAUUGGGUGUUUUGUUUUUUUAAAAAAGAAAUUAUUAUUAUUA